AUGCAUAAGCAUAUUUUCCUUCGUAUUGUCGAAGGUGUAACAACUGAAGAUGAUGGGUUUUUUACGCAAAAACCAGAUGCUAUUGGAAGGAUAGGUGCAUCUGCACUGCAAAAAUGCACAACGGUCAUCAGGAUGUUGGCAUAUGGUUCAUCCUCUGAUGCUGUUGACGAGUACCUGAAAAUUGCUUCAAGUACCGCUAGAGAAUGCCUUCUUCAUUUUGUCGAAGGGGUUGCUAGAUUUGGACCUGAAUACUUGAGGAAGGCAAAUGCAAAUGACAUUGAGCGUCUCCUACAUGAAGAUGGGCCCCGUGGCUUCCCAGGCAUGAUGAGAAGUAUCGAUUACAUGCACUGGAACUGGAAGAAUUGUCCUCGGGGCUAG
Messenger RNA from Beta vulgaris subsp. vulgaris (sugar beet), 378 nucleotides. RefSeq lists its product as uncharacterized. The record is from RefSeq and is a predicted model, not a curated record. The transcript has a single exon. The coding region runs from base 1 to 378 and encodes 125 amino acids. NCBI's taxonomy places the organism in Eukaryota, Viridiplantae, Streptophyta, Magnoliopsida, Caryophyllales, Amaranthaceae.